AAGCACAACAACUGCAACAAAAAUACGUGGUCAAUUUGGCUUUGAGAAAAUAGAGAUUCAGAUCCAGGAAGAGAAACAAGGAAAGAAAAAAAACGAAACAGAUGGGAAUCAGAUUCAUAUUAAUGGUGAACAAGCAAGGGCAGACUCGUCUUGCCCAAUACUAUGAAUGGCUCACCCUCGAAGAACGACGUGCCCUCGAAGGCGAGAUCGUCCGCAAGUGCUUAGCCCGCAACGAGCAACAGUGUUCAUUUGUUGAGCAUCGGAAUUACAAAAUUGUAUACAGGCGUUACGCUUCGCUGUUUUUCUUAGUUGGAGUUGACAAUGAUGAAAAUGAGCUUGCAAUAUUGGAAUUUAUACAUCUCUUGGUUGAAACCAUGGACCGCCAUUUUGGCAAUGUGUGUGAGCUAGAUAUCAUGUUCCACUUAGAGAAGGCUCAUUUCAUGCUGGAGGAAAUGGUUAUGAACGGUUCUAUUGUUGAGACAAGCAAGGCUAAUAUUCUAAGUCCGAUUCAGCUGAUGGACAAAGCAUCAUGAGGGUGUAAAAGGGUUAGUUAAUUUUCUAGAUUGAAUAUUGUGAUUUUCUUUGUGAGCCCUGGCAAAUUGUUUGUUAUUUUCUCCCUGUUUGUUUACUGUUUUUGUUCUCCCUUUCCUAUAUAAAUUUCAAUUUUCAAAGUUUAGCAAGUUGUACAAUAAGUUAAGUAGAAUACAAACUGUUGAGAGUUUUCUCCUUACUGAAUCAUAUGCAGUGUUUGCUUGUA
This is a messenger RNA of Gossypium raimondii (Peruvian cotton), 757 nucleotides long. RefSeq names its product AP-4 complex subunit sigma. Gene Ontology annotation, cellular component: intracellular membrane-bounded organelle. The transcript is spliced from 4 exons. Lineage: Eukaryota; Viridiplantae; Streptophyta; Magnoliopsida; Malvales; Malvaceae. Bases 102 to 533 code for a protein of 143 amino acids. Gene Ontology annotation, biological process: protein transport; vesicle-mediated transport. The record is from RefSeq and is a predicted model, not a curated record.